Microtus ochrogaster (prairie vole) is the source of this 2971-nucleotide messenger RNA. RefSeq names its product coiled-coil domain containing 127 (gene Ccdc127). The record is from RefSeq and is a predicted model, not a curated record. NCBI's taxonomy places the organism in Eukaryota, Metazoa, Chordata, Mammalia, Rodentia, Cricetidae.
UCCGGUGAAAGUUGGUACGCCUGCGUGCUGCACACGCCUGGUGGCUGUGCUUUUGAGGUAGCUUGUUAGCUUCGCUGAUGGGCUCUGCUCCAGGAGUAAGUGGGUACCAAUAUUUUUGAAGUGCUUCUCGGGUAGUUCUUCGAGUUUACCAAAACAGAGAGAGUCGGAGGAUCCGGACAGUUUAAACUGCGGUCCGAGGAGCAGCGACCUCAGCCCCAUAAGAGCUCAUUUUAUUGGGUACUGGGUCUCAAGGAAUCGGUGGGAGCUACCGCCCUGGAUUUCUGGAGUGGGUAUAGCUCCAUGAAUAACUUAAAUGACCCCCCAAAUUGGAACAUCCAGCCCAAUCCCAGGGCUGAUGGGGGUGAUGGAAGCAAGUGGAAUUAUGCCCUCUUGGUGCCAAUGCUGGGAUUGGCAGCAUUUCGUUGGAUUUGGUCUAGGGAAUCCCAGAAAGAAAUAGAAAAAGCAAAAGAAGCAUAUCAUCAGAGAACAACUGCUUUCCAACAGGAUCUUGAAGCUAAAUAUCAUGCUGUGAUCUCAGAACAUCGGCGUGCAGUUGCUCAACUAUCUUUGGAACUGGAAAAGGAGCAAAAUAGAACAACUAGCUUUCGAGAAGCUCUUAUCUCUCAGGGGCGUAAGUUGGCAGAAGAAAGGAAGCUUCUUGAGCAGGAACGAGCUCAGAUAAUGCAAGAGAAAAGCCAGCUGCAGCCUCUGAAAAGUGUCUAUCUGAGCUGCCUGGAAGAAGAGAAUGACUGGCAGAGGAGAGCCCAGGUUAUGCUGAAGGAGGUGGGAGAAGCUCUCGUAGAACGUCAGAAUAUCUACUGCAGCCUGGUCCUUCCCCGUAGUACAAGGCUAGAGCUGGAGAAGAGCUUACUGGUACGCUCGUCCAUUGAUCCGGUGGCUGCUGACCUAGAGAUGGCUGCUGGCUUAUCUGACAUAUUUAAGCAUGAUAAGCAUUGUGGAGAUGUCUGGAACACCAACAAACGUCAAAACGGGAGGCUCAUGUGGAUGUAUCUCAAAUAUUGGGAACUACUUGUUGAACUUAAAAAGUUUAAGAAAGUAGAAAAAGUCAUUCUAGAAAAAUAAGAAUGAAAUGAAACUUAAGGCCAGAUGGCAACGGCAACUUGCAUUCUGGGCUCUCUGAUAUUUAGUCUGUUCCUUACCAGAUGUGACCCAGUACAGCUACUCUUUGUGAGAACUCAAGUCUUUCCACCCUUUGAACAGUGCAGUAGGGACUUAGCAGAUAAGUUUUUUUCUCUGAUCCUCUGUAGCUAUUAGAGAUUCAGUUUUUUGAAGCAUUUUUGAGCUGUUAAUAUUUAGUAGAAAAAGUACAACUUUAUAUUUUAGUUCUACGUUAAAGAAAAGAUUUAAAGCUCAAAUAUAAUAUUCUUACUCUAAGAAAUGUUCUAUCAGUUUUUACCUCUCCUCCAAUUACUGGUCUCCCCUGAUUCCAUCUAGAAGUUAUUGGUUAAUGUAAUUGUGUAACAUGUGGGGCUGGCUUUUUGGGGUUUUUGUCCUGCUCAGUUCCCAUAGCCAGCAAGUCCCAAAGAAAAAUCACACAGUCUGCAUUAGAUAUGAACUGAUUUGCCCAUUUGCUCAGGCUUCGUAUUAGCUCUUAUAACUUAUAUUAGCCCAUUAUUCUUGUCUAUGUUAGUCACAUGACUUGGUACCUUUUUCAGCAAGGCAGAUUGCAUCUUGCCUCUCUUGUGGUCUGGGCAGGACUGCUGAGGAAUGGACUUCCUCCUUCCCAGCAUUUUCCUGUUCUCAUUAUCCCACCUUUACUUCCUGUCUGGUUGUCCCACCUAUACUUCCUGCCUGGCCAAUCAGUGUUUAUUUAAAACAUGAUUGACAGAAUACAGACAGUUCUCCCACACCAUAGUUGUAUUUUCAAGAUUUAUCUUGUUUGGGGCAUUUUUUCCCAUAAAGAAAAAAAAAGAAAACACAAACAACCACCAAAUGUUUCUUCUUCCCAAAUUGUGUCCCAGUGAACACCUAGAAGUGAGCUGUUCCUAUAUCCAAUAAGCAUGUUUAUUAGCAAUGUAUGCAGACAAUAUCUGUCAUUUAAAAUAAUAGUGCCACUUUUUAUUUGUGUGAUUCUUUACUAUUUUUUUGAGACAGAAUGUUGCUGCAUAGUUCAAGUAGGCCUCAUAUGUGCAGCCCUCCUGCCUCAGGCUCCCAAGUGCUGGACUUACAAAUGUGUAUAACUCUUGGGUUGGUAAUUUCACAUGUAUUGUCUCAGUUUUUAACGUUAUUUAAAAUGUAGAUAAGUACUUAUAACCUAUUUACAUACAGCUUAUAUGAGUUGACUUUUUGUCAUGCAAUCUGGUUUUAUGAGCUAAGUACUAUUUUUUAUCUUGUAAAUGAUAAUUUCCCAAGAUAUUCAGAUUCUAUGACUUGCCAUGGUUUUCUAAGAUUUCACCUGUGGUUCCCCUCAUGGCUAACAUCUCUUAUAGCAAAGAAAAGGCAUGUAGAUCAAGUCUAGAGGAACCAGGUGGAGACCCUAAAAGUCAUACUCUAUGGAACCACAGGGAACAUUUUUUAGUUAGGAGCAAACUGUGAUAUAUGACAGGUACCCUGGAAAGCUCACUGGUGACUAUCAAGAUUUUGACGGGGUGAGGGCUAUUCAUGUAACUGUUCUAUAUAAUAUAUAACAGUUCCAUUCCCAAAGAAAGGAAAGUGGUAGACAUCACUCACUAGUUACAGUUCUGGGAACUCCCAGCAUCCAGGUUCCCAGCCGCCUGUUAGGUACUAGCCUUGUGCUUGGAUGCAGUCAGUAUGAAGUCUUUUAAGUGAGUUCUACAUAGCCUUAUUUUCUGAAGGACAGGAUCUGGAGCCUGAUAGAUGGUAAUCUGCCUGGGUCAUGGUAGUAUUUUGUGGAGUGGGUCUGAACUGAGUAUUUCUAAAACUAGGAAGCCUAUAUGUGGUUAUUUGUCAGUGGAAAGGCAGGAAGUGAAUAAAGUGGUUAGUUUAUGUU